This is a messenger RNA of Oncorhynchus kisutch (coho salmon), 2560 nucleotides long. Its product is annotated as filensin. Gene Ontology annotation, cellular component: cytoplasm; intermediate filament. Gene Ontology annotation, molecular function: structural constituent of eye lens. Gene Ontology annotation, biological process: lens fiber cell development. The record is from RefSeq and is a predicted model, not a curated record. Lineage: Eukaryota; Metazoa; Chordata; Actinopteri; Salmoniformes; Salmonidae. The transcript is spliced from 8 exons.
CAGGAGAUUUGUGGGGGUCUAUUUCGCAGCCGGCAGGGGCCGAGCAGCCUUUAGUCUAGCAUGAGACAGCCAAGGGUGAGCACCCGAGUUUUCACACACUAAAGGUGCGAAGGGGAGAACGCACUCCGGGGAUAACACCAACCGAGACAGCGGGAGAGCGACAACCACCACCAUGCACCAGACCAGUUACACGCACGAGGUGCGCAAGGAGAAGUAUGAGCGCUCCGAUGUCUUCGAGGAGCCCUACGGCCCUGACGCGUCGGCGGGCGCCUCGGCCAUCCAGGGCUGGGAGAGCCUGCAGGAACUCAACAGCCGUUUCGCCCGCUACAUCAACCGGGCACGCGUGCUGGAGCAGCGCAAUGCCGUGUUCCGGAAGCAGCUAGAGACGCUGCAGCGGAUGGAGGAGGCUAGCGGGCUCGAGGAGGCCUUUACGGAACAGAUCGGUCUGAAUCAGCAGCGCAUCCGCGAGCUCUCCGCUGACCGUGCCAAGCUUGAGCGAGAGCUGAAGGACUCAUGCCGCAUGCUGGACGAAUUCACCAACAAAUACAGAAAUGAAUGUGAGUAUCAAGAACAGCUGCGGGGUACACUGGAACAACUCAACAAGGUAUGUGUGUGAGUCCUAUGACAAUUUCACCUGUUUAAUUUAAUUUUGCAGAUCCAGUCCGCAGUUCCCUUCAGGACGACCCUCAACUCCACCAAAGACAGAAACAGGAAGAACCUGGCAGAGAUCCAGACCUACGUGAACAUCCUGCACCAGAUCAACCAGACAAUAUCCCUGGUGCCCAACGUGGCCGUGGGCAUCUCUGAGGAAAAGCAGCUGGCCCAGAGGAGAGUUCCAGCCCUGCAAAGCCAGCUGGAGGAGUACAAGAGCGCCCUCUGCCAGCUCCAGGCACAGAAGCUGCAUCUGCAGACCGAGACCUCAGUGUUGGAGAAUUCCAUCAAGAGCACCCAGGAGAGCUAUGACGAUGAGAUCCAGCUGUACAACGAGCAAAUUGAGUCUCUGAGGAAGGACAUUGAGGAGGCCGAGAGGUCCCUGGAGAAAUACACCAACGAGUGCCGCCACCUGGCCAUGUACCAGAUCUCCCUGGAGAAUGAGCUGGAGAGGUACAAGAGGAUCAUUGAGAAUGAGGACAACAGGUUGAAUUCAGCGAUAAUUGGGACUCCCAUUACCUUGUUCACCACCAAUUACCGCUUUACCCACACACCCACCGUGUCGAGCAGGGGCAGAGACAUCACCCAAGCCAUCCAGGACAUCAGCAGUGUCAAGCCUCGCCAGAAGAACCUGGCCAAGAAGGUCAUGAAGAAGGAGAUCAGUCCCAAAGACGUGAUGGACAGUGGCCAGGACGAAAGAGUCGGUGGAGCUGAACACAUGGAGGAUGAGAAGCGAGGGAUGGAGGAGGAGGAGGAUGAGGUGAAUAGGGAGAAGCAGAGUUCGCUGUACACUGGUGUGUCCCCCCAGGACGUCCCAGACGGAGCUCAGAUCAGCAAGGCCUUCGACACGCUCUGUAACAUCGUCAGAGACCGCAUGAGGAAGUACAAGAAGCCAGAGCCAAUUGCUGACUUCUAUACUAAGGGGCGCUAUGUGUUGGUGACGGGUGACGGCAGCUACCCCCACCCCCAUUUCUACACCUCCAGCCCCUCCGCUGGACACGUCUUUGUCACGAUCUGCGACGGCAUGGUCUCCCCUUAUGACCCCUUCAGCCCAUACACCCCCUCCCCUGACCCCCCUCAUCCACAGCCCAUGCCACCCCCUUGCCCCUGUAUUCCCACCCCACCUUCCGACGGAGAGGGUGGCAAGGGUGACGAUAAGGGCGGAAAAGGUGGUGGGAAGGGGAAAUCAAGGGACGUAGAUCCUACUCCCCCCCCACAGCCCAACCCUGCCCCAGCUCCAGGCCCUGACCCCAAAGACCCCAAAUGCCCCAGCAAUCCCUCCGGACCCAAGGGGGGUAAAGAUGACAGUCGCCGUAGGGGCCUUCCUCCCAUGCCCUCCCCCCGUGGCGCUAGCAGCAUGCCCUCUGACUCCAUGAGCUACGAGAAGGUGGAGAUGGUGGAGUCAGUGGAAAGGUUCUCCAACAACCGCAAGACCAAGGGCUAUGAGGAGACGGCCAUGGUGGUGGAGACCAUGAUUGAGAAGACCAGCAAGAAGAAGCACUGAGUCUGAGGAGAUUGACCUCGAACAAAAGAGCUGGACAGACUCCUCACAAGUUCCACCUCACCUUAUGCCAGCAAGAACAAACAAUGAGACCAAUAUGAGACUCUGCUAAAGACAUUCUAAAAACACUGUUCAACCGUGGAUGAGACCAACUGCUAUGAGCCGGUCCUCACAUAGGAAACUGCUAAAGACUCCUUCCACAUUCAUGAUACUGCUCCUCCGUUUAAAAAGCUCUCUGGCUUUGUGUUCAGCAAGAGUUAGCUGGUUCCAUAAUGCUGCUGUUGUUGUUUCUACCUACGCCAAUACCUUAUGCCUUUACUGUCUGAAAACUCAAAGUACCAGCAUCGAAACAACAGAACAAGCCCUCUCGCCCCCCCCCCAAAAAAAAUAAAGUGAAUAAAAACAUGA